UUAAAAAAAAAAUUAAACAAAAAAAAAACACCCCAAUUUACAUUAACUGAACUUUACAACAAUUACUAAUUUAUACUUCCUAUCACAGAUUCUUAUUUGUUUUCGCCCACUAGUAGCGAACUGCGAUACCUUUACAAACUACCAACUGCCACUCUUCUACAAUUGAACAUCAUUUAAACAAGUAAGCAAUUGCUUUUUCAAUUGUCAAGCUUGUUUUAAGAUAGUUUAAUAGAGGUAAUUGAUUCAAAUUCCAACCGUACUUUUCUUUUUAUCAUUUUGUCUUACUUUCUGUUCUCGGCUGUCUUCUCUUGUUUCCUUACGAGCAAUUGCUAUAAAAUUCUGUAUUCUAUUUUAUUACGACCGUUAAUUAUCCCUUUGGAAUGCUUUAAGUUAGGUUUUGGCGCCGGUUAUCUGUUUAUUUUAUGUGCAUCUUUGCAUCAACAUUUGACAGCCUUUGCAAUUAAAAAAGAAUUUGGCUAUGGAACUGAUGUCUCACAUAUUAGAACGAUAUCUUCGCAUGUUCCCCACAAAUCAUGAACCCAGUGGUACUUUCAUUUGGAGUCUUGGGCAUUCUUAUGCUACGGAGACUGGAAAAUGGCCAGAAGCAUUCGUGCAAGAUACGUAUGACCUUUUGAGUUUAACUUAUCGAAAAUGCAUUGCCGGAAUGGAAUGCUUCUCCUCUGAUGCUGGAUGGGGGUGCAUGAUACGGUCCAUGCAAACCAUGCUAGCAAAUUGUUUACGACGUGUUCAACCUUCUCUCCCUGUACACAAGAUUUUGCAUUACUUCGCUGACGAAGCAAAUGCGUAUCUAUCUCUUCAUCAGUUUGUUGACGCAGGCCAUACGCUCUGCAAUAUCACCCCAGGGAACUGGUUUGGUCCUGCCACUGUGAGCCAUUGCGCAGCCCAUCUAUGCUCCACCCAUCCGCAGGUCGGAUUGAAUGUAUGUGUUUCUCAUGAUGGCGCUAUAAUGUAUCGCGAUCAGCUGAGAAAUACGCCUUAUCCACGAUUAUUACUGUUCACUCUAAGGCUUGGUAUUGAUACAAUUCAUACGUCUUACUAUGAACAAUUAUGCCACGUUCUAACAAUCCCACAAGCUAUAGGAAUCGUGGGGGGUCGACCGCGUGCAGCACAUUACUUUUAUGCUUGUCAAUCCCAAUGGUUUUUCUAUUUGGAUCCACAUACAACACAAACUGCUCACACAUUUGACAAUCCUGCUCCGAAUUCUUCAUUUCAUGUAACAACUCUCCGGAGGUUACGCAUAAAUGAAUUAGAUCCAUGUAUGGUCCUUGGUUUCGCCAUAACUUCAGAGGAAUGUCAAACUGACUUCGAGCAACGUAUCGUUAAGCUCGACAAGCUUGUUCACAUUGCCGAUACAAUGCCUGACAAUGACAGCGUUGAUGAAGAUUCAGUUUGGGAAUUUUGAGCGUAUGUCAGGGUACAUUCCUAAAUGGUUGCCUUUAAAUGGUGAUUCUUUUGCUUCCGUUUAAGUACCUUCUAUAAAGAACAGUUGUAAGUCUAUUUUAUGAAACAGUUUAUGAAUGAUUGAUACGGGGCCAUAAUGUUAAU
This is a messenger RNA of Schizosaccharomyces japonicus yFS275, 1566 nucleotides long. Its product is annotated as Atg8 deconjugator Atg4. Gene Ontology annotation, cellular component: cytoplasm; phagophore assembly site; nucleus. The transcript has 2 exons. Gene Ontology annotation, biological process: macroautophagy. The coding region runs from base 479 to 1423 and encodes 314 amino acids. The record is from RefSeq and is a predicted model, not a curated record. Gene Ontology annotation, molecular function: protein-phosphatidylethanolamide deconjugating activity; cysteine-type peptidase activity. NCBI's taxonomy places the organism in Eukaryota, Fungi, Ascomycota, Schizosaccharomycetes, Schizosaccharomycetales, Schizosaccharomycetaceae.